AGUUUUUAAAUAAAUCAAACUUAAUGUCUUUUAUGAAUUAUUUUUGCGAAUAACAAGGAAAACUUCAUCAGUUUUCAAUUUACUAGUAUUUGACGUGUACUUAGACAACAAAAGUGUGUUAAUUAAAAUAAAUUAAAAUGACUUUGGAAGUAUUAAAAGAUCCAGCACUCAUUUCCGCUAGCAGCAUUUUUUAUUUUUUAUUGCUGCCCACCAUUACACUGUGGUUCAUUUAUUGGCGUUUAUCUAGAAGCCAUUUAUAUGGGCUAGCCGCAAAGCUUCCUGGUCCGAAAGGAUUACCAAUUGUCGGACAUUUAUUCGAUUACGUGGGGCCCGCAUCGUCUGUUUUCAAAACUGUCAUACGGAAAACUGCAGAAUUUGAACAUGUCGCUAAAAUGUGGAUUGGACCCAAACUGGUGGUAUUUAUUUAUGAUCCCAGAGAUGUCGAAGUUCUGCUCAGCAGUCAAGUAUAUAUCGACAAAGCAUCGGAAUACAAAUUUUUUAAACCCUGGUUGGGUGAUGGUUUACUAAUCAGUACAGGCUCGAAAUGGCGUUCCCAUCGCAAAUUGAUUGCACCCACAUUCCAUCUGAAUGUCUUGAAGAGUUUCAUUGAUUUAUUUAAUGAGAACUCACGCAAUGUUGUGCGUAAACUGCAAGCCGAGGGUGGCAAAACGUUUGACUGUCAUGAUUACAUGAGCGAAGCAACUGUGGAGAUUCUCCUCGAAACCGCUAUGGGUGUAUCAAAGAAGACU
Teleopsis dalmanni is the source of this 749-nucleotide messenger RNA. RefSeq names its product cytochrome P450 4g15-like. The record is from RefSeq and is a predicted model, not a curated record. The annotation marks the transcript as partial. The transcript has 4 exons. NCBI's taxonomy places the organism in Eukaryota, Metazoa, Arthropoda, Insecta, Diptera, Diopsidae. Gene Ontology annotation, molecular function: monooxygenase activity; iron ion binding; heme binding.